CCUGGUGCUGUCUUCAACAUCAUCGUUCGGCAAAGCGUUAGUAAGUUUCGGACGGAAGCGACAUAAAACGCAGUAGCGAGACCACAAAGACGACCGCGACGACUCCCUCGGACCAACGCAGGCCCAUCCCGCCGGGUAUGGAAGAAUGGACAACGAACAGCCACACCAGGAGCUGGUAAAGUGUGUCCUCGUGGGAGACACAGCCGUUGGCAAAACGCGGCUGAUUUGUGCCCGAGCCUGCAACAAACACGUUUCGCUGUCACAGCUGCUCAACACGCAUGUGCCAACCGUCUGGGCCAUUGACCAGUACCGGAUCUACAAGGAUGUUCUCGAGCGAUCGUGGGAAAUCGUGGACGGUGUCAACGUCUCGCUGCGUCUGUGGGACACCUUUGGCGAUCACGACAAGGAUCGACGGUUUGCGUACGGUCGGUCCGAUGUCGUACUGCUGUGCUUCUCGAUCGCGAAUCCGGUUUCGCUGCGGAACUGUCGUGCCAUGUGGUACCCGGAGAUACGGAAGUUCUGCCCGGACACACCCGUCAUACUGGUCGGGUGUAAGAACGAUCUGCGUUACAUGUACCGGGAUGAGACGUACCUGUCGUACUUCGACGAGCGGAGUCCUUUCGUGCGAGCCGCCCGGAAGUCCGAUUUGGUGAUGCCGGAUGAGGCCCGGGCUGUUGCGAAGGAGCUUGGAGUCGCGUACUACGAGACCAGCGUGUUCACGUACUUCGGCGUGAACGAGGUGUUUGAGAACGCGAUCCGGGCGGCACUGAUUGCGCGCCGUGAACAUCGCUUCUGGAUGACCAAUCUGAAGCGUGUUCAGCGGCCUUUGCUGCAGGCUCCGUUCCGGCCGCCGAAACCGCCGCCGCCGGAAGUAACCGUCAUUACCGGCACGCAUACGAAGGACAUGCUUAACAUGUUCAAUUCCCAGUGCUAUACAGAUCUAGUAUUAAUUGUCGGUACUAUCCGUUUUUCCGUACAUAGAUUUAUGUUAGCUAGUAGUUCUAAUGCAUUUCAUAGGUUACUAAUGAUGGACAUCAGCGACAUCGGUGCGCGAAGCAGCAGCGAGUCCAGCAUGGUCAGUUCGACUUUUGGCGAAUCGACUACGGCCGAUUUUAACGAGGACACGGAGUGUUUGAUUCGACUCGAGCAAAAUAAGGCUCCCAACCGCAUGUGGGAACAACUCAAGCGACGAUCCAGCUAUCAGGCAUUGCCAACGGUGGAGCCGAAGAAAGAUCUCUAUCGGGAGUUGCAUCAUCCCGUGUUUCAAAGUAUUAGAGUGUUCCAGGUGAGUGAGCUGCAUAACUACACGCAAACACAAACGAUGGUGCAGAUCAGCAAGGUAAUCACACCGCAAGCGAUGCAACAGUGCUUGAAAUUCAUCUACACCGGCACGAUCGAUCGCGAUUGCCUGGAUUUGCAGGAAAUACGACAGGCGGCCGAAUUCCUUGAACUGCCGCAGUUAAUGGAGCUUUUAUCUAACACGCAGGCGAACCAAAGUUUCAUGAACGACGAAACGAUCCAACAUUAUUCAACGUGCAUGAAGCAAAACUUGAAGAAAUAUUGUGUUCAGAACGGUAUCUUUGGUGAUAUCACAUUCGAGCUGGACGAUGGCCACAUGAAGGCGCACCGUGCCAUGCUAGUCGCGCGCUGUGAUGUAAUGAAGGCGAUGCUGAACGGCGACUUUCGUGAAGCUCACGCCAACUUGGUCGUACUUCCCGGUGUAACGGAAUACACCUUCCACAAGCUGUUGUGCUAUCUGUACACGGACGAAAUACCGGCCAUUUCGGCGGACAAAUGCCUCAAUCUGCUGGAGCUGGCGAACAGGCUGUGCUUGCCACGGCUGUUGAACUUGGUCGAAUGUCGCGUGAUCGAGGAUCUGUUGCGGAUGUCGCAGAACGAAACGAGCGAAGCAGUCGAGCACUGUCUACGUUUGUUGGAACCGGUGAAACUACACAAUGCGCACCAGCUGGCAGAAUGGUGUAUGUCGUACUUGUGUGUCAACUACAACAGCAUCUGUCGGGUAUCGCCGCGCAGCCUUAAGAGCCUACACCCAGACAAUCAGGACUACCUGCGGGAACACCGUUGGCCACCGGUCUGGUAUUUGAAGGACUAUGAUUUCUAUCAGCGCUGUAUGAACGAACUCAGCCGGGAGCUGAACAGUGGCAAAAAAGACUGCACUACUGACGAUAAGGGGUGUCUGUGUUUUUCGGGUGUGUUUUUAUGGCUACUAGGGAAAUCGAAACGAUCGGCUGCCACGGCUAAAUCGGCCAUCCAAGCGUCCGGUAAAGGAGCUGCCGCUAUUGCUGCUGCAGCCGCUGAUCAGCAAGACACAGUCAGUUCGAGCCUCUUCCAAUCAAACGCCAACUCAGUCAACCAGCUCGAUCCGGAACAUGACGCCGGUGAUCUUUGACAUCUGGCCGAUGGCCCAUGGAGAUCCCUCCGCUUUAUAGUCAUUUUGCCAGUGCUCAUCUGCUUCAUCUGCACAAUCCUCAGCAUCUUGAUCAUCUUCCAGAUUUACACAUAAUAUUUACUGCAAC
Anopheles nili is the source of this 2537-nucleotide messenger RNA. It is a transcript of the gene RhoBTB, whose product is annotated as rho-related BTB domain-containing protein 1. Lineage: Eukaryota; Metazoa; Arthropoda; Insecta; Diptera; Culicidae. Gene Ontology annotation, molecular function: GTP binding; protein binding; GTPase activity. The transcript has 13 exons. The coding region runs from base 146 to 2410 and encodes 754 amino acids. Gene Ontology annotation, biological process: small GTPase-mediated signal transduction. The record is from RefSeq and is a predicted model, not a curated record.